Messenger RNA from Mandrillus leucophaeus (drill), 1247 nucleotides. Its product is annotated as fibroblast growth factor-binding protein 2-like. Gene Ontology annotation, biological process: cell-cell signaling. Gene Ontology annotation, molecular function: growth factor binding. NCBI's taxonomy places the organism in Eukaryota, Metazoa, Chordata, Mammalia, Primates, Cercopithecidae. The coding region runs from base 406 to 1077 and encodes 223 amino acids. The record is from RefSeq and is a predicted model, not a curated record. The transcript has 6 exons.
UGUUGAAACUAUACCCAUGAAAAACCCAUCACAUUGAUAGCUGAUGUUGAAAUUGCUUGAGCAUCAGGAUACUCAAAGUGGAAAGGAUCACAGAUUUUUGGUAGUUUCUGGGUCUACAAGGACUUUCCAAAUCCAGGAGGAACGCCAGUGGCAACGUAGUGACUCAGCCGGGCACCAAGGAAACGGCGCCAUUAGUCUCUGGGUUUGGCACCACUUGGAAGCUUCCUCUGCUCCCCACCUGGGGUGAUGCCCUCUUCUGGGAGGCUCUCACUGCUACACACACAAUGGCUGCCAAAGCUCAGUCCGACUUUAGUUCCAGCGCUACUAGGUCUUCUCAGGACUCAGGUUAUCCAGGCGGAAGGAAGGCCGUGCCAGGGUUGCAGGCAAGUUGAUUAGAGCAUCGCCAUGAAGUUCAUCCCCUGCCUCCUGCUGGUGACCUUGUCCUGCCUGGGGACUUUGGGUCAGACCCCGAGGCAAAAGCAAGGAAGCACUGGGGAGGAAUUCCAUUUCCAGACUGGAGGGAGAGAUUCCUGCACUAUGCGCCCCAGCAGCUUGGGGCCAGAUGCUGGAGAAGUCUGGCUUCGCGUCGACUGCCACAACACAGAGCAGACAUACUGGUGUGAGUACAGGGGGCAGCCCAGUGUGUGCCAGGCUUUCGUUGCUGACCCCAAACCUUACUGGAACCAAGCCCUGCAGGAGCUGAGGCGCCUUCACCAUGCAUGCCAGGGGGCCCCGGUGCUGAGGCCAUCCGUGUGCAGGAAGGCUGGGCCCCAGGCCCACAUGCAGCAGGUGACUUCCAGCCUCAACGGCAGCCCAGUGCCCAACCAGCAGCCUGAGGCUGGGACGCCAUCUCUGAGGCCCAAGGCCACAGUGAAACUCACAGAAGCAACACAGCUGGGAAAGGACUCGAUUGAAGAGCUGGGAAAAGCCAAACCCACCACCCUACCCACAGCCAAAGCUACCGAGCCUGGACCCAGGCCUGGAGGGAAUGAGGAAGCAAAGAAGAAGGCCUGGGAACACUGUUGGAAACCCUUCCAGGCCCUGUGUGCCUUUCUCAUCAGCUUCUUCCAAGGGUGACAAGUGAAAGACGCCUACAGAGCUGACCUCUCCCUGACAGAGAACCAUCUCUUUUUGUAUUAUGCCGCUUUCAGUCCAACGUUCUCACACAGGAAGAAGGGAGUUUCUAACCGGAUGCAACUGGCCAAAUUCUUGAUCUGCAGCUUCUCUGAAGUUUGGAAAAGAAAGCU